Messenger RNA from Limanda limanda (common dab), 1116 nucleotides. RefSeq names its product atypical chemokine receptor 4a (gene ackr4a). Gene Ontology annotation, cellular component: membrane. The transcript has a single exon. NCBI's taxonomy places the organism in Eukaryota, Metazoa, Chordata, Actinopteri, Pleuronectiformes, Pleuronectidae. Gene Ontology annotation, molecular function: scavenger receptor activity; chemokine receptor activity; chemokine binding. The record is from RefSeq and is a predicted model, not a curated record. Bases 1 to 1116 code for a protein of 371 amino acids. Gene Ontology annotation, biological process: G protein-coupled receptor signaling pathway; immune response; chemotaxis.
AUGGAUACUGCAGAGGGCGAUGACUACUACUACCAUGACAACAGCAGCUUCAACUUCAGCUACGACGACUACCCCACCAUAUGCGAGAAGGCGGACAUCCGAUCCUUUGCCGGCUACUUCCUCCCCAUCAUGUACGCCAUGUGUCUGGUGGUGGGACUGGCGGGAAACGGCUUAGUCGUGAUCGUGUACGCCUACCACAAACGCCUGAGGACCACCAUGGAUGCCUUCCUGACCCACCUGGCUGUGGCCGACCUGCUCCUGCUCUUCAUGCUGCCGUUCUGGGCUGCUGACGCCCGGAGGGGCUGGGAGCUCGGGUCGGUCGUGUGUAAGGUCGUGUCGGCCUGCUACACGGUCAACUUCACCUGCUGUAUGCUGCUGCUGGCCUGCAUCAGCCUGGACCGCCACUUGGCUCUAGCCAGGGCGCAGGGGAAGGACCAAGGAAGCUGGCUGCAGAGGAUGUUUUGCAGGAGACAUUGUUCCAAGGUGUGUUUCGUCGUCUGGGCAACCGCUUUCAUGCUCGGCCUUCCUGAUUUAAUUCUCUCCGAGGUGAGGUGGGGCUCUAAUCGGAACGUCUGCCUGGCAGUCUACCCUCCGUCUAUGGGCGGAGGAGGUAAAUCUGCCCUGGAGGUAGCAGAGGUGCUGCUGGGCUUCCUGGUUCCCCUCUCGGUCAUGGUGGUCUGUUACUGGAGCAUGGCCCGAGCGCUGAAGGGUCUCUCUGUAGAAAGCAGAGGCAAGAAGUGGAAAGCUCUGCGUGUUCUUCUAAUAGUGGUGGGAGUGUUUGUGGUCACACAGCUGCCUUACAACGUGGUGAAAGUCUAUCGAAUGAUGGACUCGGUCUUCGCUCUGGUGACCCACUGCGGGACAAGUAAAGUGCUGGAUAAGGCUGCUCAGGUGACGAAGAGCCUGGCCCUCACUCACUGCUGCCUCAACCCCAUCCUCUACACCUUCGUGGGCUCGUCCUUCAGGCAGCACCUGACGAAACUGGCAAAGAGGUUUGGUGAGGGGAGAAGAAAGAGGAGGACGAGGAGAAAAGACGUGUCUGCAGAGGGGGAAGGGAUGGAGAUGUCAUUCAACUCCCACAGCGCGUCUCAAGCAACAAACACUUUCUCAAUAUGA